This is a messenger RNA of Phyllotreta striolata, 1353 nucleotides long. The record is from the annotation of a GenBank genome assembly. Lineage: Eukaryota; Metazoa; Arthropoda; Insecta; Coleoptera; Chrysomelidae.
AUGGUGUCCCGCAGGAGGAUACUAUCGAGGUCGCGCGACGACCUCCAUAUGGACGGCCGGGCGCCAGAGGACGAGGAGGACGUGUGGUACCAGAGGGACAAGCUCUACAGGGACCACAUACAGGAGGUGCUCAACAAAUGGACGCAAAUCGACGACGAGAUAUGGGCGAAGGUGAUCGUGCUGGAGAGGAACAGGCGGGUGGCGAAGGCCUACGCCCGGGCCCCCGUGCUCACGGUCAACGACUCCGACGACGGGUUCGACGGGUUCCGGAUCGGGCUGUUGGGGUUCGAGAACCCCAUGAGGGAUCCGAAGACCGAGGAGUUCAAGCGGCACAUCGGGCACGGCGUUAAAAUUAAAAUGGACGAUGGAGGCAACAUCCUCAUCAAGCGCGUAUCCAAAUGCAACGUCUACAUCAAAAACACCGCCCUCGACGACGAGAACGCCAUCGGCAACGAAGUCCUCAAGCUCCCGCACGCCGCCCUCGAACCGGACAAGCCCGUCAAGCUCUUCGACAUGAAGAAAUUCCAAUCGAACGUCAACAGAGAGCUGCGGCGCGCCUACCCGGACCGCCGCCGGCUCGAGUGCCAAUGCCUCAGCGCCAUCGCCUUCGUCAAGCUCGAGCCGGAGCUGCUCGACUGCCCCAUCUGGGUGCUCAUCAUCAACAUCGUCGCGCUCGACAUGCUCAAGUCGAAGCUGCCGCCCGUCCAGCGCGCCGUCGACAUCAAAAACCGCCCCAAGAUCCCCGUGCCCGACGAGGACCCCUACAGCGUCGCCACCACCGACAGCGGCCACUUCGGCAACUACGCGGUGAGCGUGGCCGCCACCAGGGAGCACCUGCUGAUGCAGAGCCAACGCCGCAACGAGAAACCGCCUAAAUUGCCGCCGCGCGAGGGUAAUUUGUACCCGCACGAGAUCCCCCAGCCGGACUACGACGAUUACAUGUCGGGCAGGCAACUGAAGGUCUACGGCUACACGAACAAAGACAAAGAGAGACCGGGCGACGGGCAAAAGCGCGACGAGGACCCGUACUAUUACAGAUCGCGACCGGCUGUCGAUUCGUUGGCGCAGCGGCGGGGCGACAAGCCGCCCAAAUUGCCGCCGAGGGAGCGGGCGAGCGGCUGCGACAUCCCGUCGCCCGACUACGACGAUCGCUCGACGACCAGGAAUUGGCUGAAGCCGUUCGUGUCGUCGCGUCACAAGGGCAAGGCGAAGGGCGCCAACGAGGAGAAGCAGUACGAGGACCCGUACUAUUGCGGGCUGAGGGCGCGCGUGCCGAAUUUCGUGGCGAAAUUGAAGGGCGGCGAGCCGUCGAAGCGGUUCGGCGUCAGUCAGGGAUCGUUGUUGUCGAAGUGA